Nothobranchius furzeri (turquoise killifish) is the source of this 3328-nucleotide messenger RNA. RefSeq names its product aminomethyltransferase (gene amt). Gene Ontology annotation, cellular component: mitochondrion. Gene Ontology annotation, biological process: glycine catabolic process. The record is from RefSeq and is a predicted model, not a curated record. Lineage: Eukaryota; Metazoa; Chordata; Actinopteri; Cyprinodontiformes; Nothobranchiidae. Gene Ontology annotation, molecular function: aminomethyltransferase activity; protein binding.
UCAUUUACUGCGGACUGUUUGUUUUGCCAGGAAUUCCACGGUGUUGCGUCCAAAGAGUUUGGAAACGCAGCGGAAGUGCUAACCGAACAGGAGCGUGGAGCGGUGCAGGAGAAAGACUAAAGGGGACUCCGGUGCCAGGAUGUGGGCUCGGUGGAUUGUUGGAGUCCGGGCUUCGGAGCUCGGGCUGCGGGCGAGCACGGGCGGUUUGUUGCGGGUCUCUGGAGCUGGAUGUGCGGGUAGGAGGCAGCAGGAGAGGUCUUCCAGUGAAGAGGCUGCCUUGAAGAAGACCCCGCUCUUCGACUUCCACAAGAAGCACGGUGGGAAGAUGGUGGAGUUUGCAGGCUGGAUAAUGCCUGUUCAAUACAAAGACAGUCACAUCGCCUCUCACGUGCACACCAGAGAGCACUGCUCCAUCUUUGAUGUUAGCCACAUGCUGCAGACCAAAAUUCAUGGAAAAGACAGAGUCAAGUUCAUGGAGUCUCUAGUGGUUUCAGAUAUUGCAGAGCUCAAGGACAACCAGAGUACACUGUCCCUCUUCACCAACGAGAAGGGAGGAAUUAUGGAUGACCUCAUCGUGACGAAGACUGACCAGGGUUACCUCUACGUGGUCUCUAACGCGGGCUGUGCUGACAAAGACUCUGUUCACAUGAAGGCCAGGCUGGCCGAGUGUAAAGUUGCAGGUCUUGACGUAGAUCUGGAGUUCCCCGAUGAAGCGCUGAUCGCUGUACAAGGUCCGGCUAUGUCUCGGGUGCUCCAGGAGGGGCUGAAGGAAGACCUCAGUAAACUGACCUUCAUGACCUCCACUCUUGCCACGGUGUUUGGGAUUCCUGACUGCAGGGUCACCCGCUGUGGAUACACAGGAGAGGACGGGGUGGAGAUAUCUGUUCAUCACUCCAGAGUAGUUGAUCUGACGGAGAAGCUGCUGACCAACAGUGAGGUAAAGCUGGCUGGUCUAGGAGCCAGAGACAGCCUGCGACUGGAGGCGGGGCUCUGUCUCUAUGGCAACGACAUAGAUGAGACCACGACUCCGGUGGAGGCCGGUCUUGUUUGGACAAUAGGAAAACGUAGACGCCAGACCAAAGACUUCCCCGGCGCUGACGUUAUCGUACCUCAGAUCAAAGCCAAAACCGCCAGGAAGAGAGUCGGCCUGGUGUCCACCGGCCCCCCCGUCCGACAGCACACACCCAUCCUCUGCCCCCAUGGACAGGUCAUAGGUGAAGUGACCAGUGGCUGCCCCUCUCCAUGCCUGAAAAAGAACAUCGCCAUGGGUUACGUUGACGCAGCAUUCGCUAAGAACGGAACAAGCAUCCAGGUUGAAAUCAGAAAGAAAACACUGCCAGCAACAGUCAGCAAGAUGCCCUUUGUCCCCACCAACUACUACUCUGGAUGAAAGACACGCAUUGAAAGACACACUAACACAUUAAUUCUUUGACUGUCCUGUAUUUUAUAAUGUCGCCCCCUGCUGUUUCACUGUAGUUUUGAAAGACAUAAAAAACAAAUUAUUUUCUAAAAAUUCAAAAGAAUUGUGAGAUUAGAUUAGAUUAUUAAACAUUGAUUUACUUUAGAGGGAAUGUGCUGUGAAUCAGAAGUAUGUUACAGAUGAGCCUACAAACAGUAUUAGUCGUGUUUAAAACCGUAAACAGAAAAAAACUUUCAAUAUAGGUUUGUCUUUUUUAGAAUUUGCUAAUCAAAAUGAGCAAACUUACUACCUGAAAAACUAGUUGGGUGAUGUUGGAAUCAAUCAGAGUCUAAUAUUUAAAUAGUUUUCUGCUGUGGAAAAUUAAUAUUAAUUUAAUAUAAAGCAUUGCUGGACCAAAACAAACAUUAUUUCAAGUUUUCUAAAGUUUUCUUUAAACUUUUAAAGCAAUUUCUAUUUACAAAAAUACUGUAGAAAUUUAAAAGUUAUACCAGGGUUUGAUUAAAAAAAAACUCCUGUUCCGAGUUUGAUUACUAACAGAAAAACAAACUGAUUUUUGCUCUUUAUAACUCAGUUGGUACAAAUAAUAAGUACAUGGGACUUGGCAAUUAUGUGUUGGAGUCACUAAUGCAUACAAAGUAAAAUGCACCUAAAUGUAAGUUGCUACAACAGACAAACUAGUGGAAAGUAUUUCAGAAUGUGCUUACAGUUUACUAUUGCUUAAGUAUAAUGUACUUUGUCUCUUUAACUAAGAAACUAGUACAAUGUGUAGUUUUUACUGUUAAUAUCUGGAAAUAUUCAUGGAAAUGAUGAAAAUGAACAAAAAAUGUUCGGUUGUUGAAAAAUAUUGGCGGUUUUGUACCAUAUAACCAUAAAAAUCAGGUCUAAAGUACAUAAGGGUCUAGCGUCUUAGGGGGAUGCUAUAUUAGACGCCAUGUUUGCUUCUGGCUGGAACGGUUUUCUGCGCCUGUCGAUUACGUCUUAUAAAAAGAUUGGCUGGAUGUACGACUCAGAGAAGUUACGUUACCACGUUCAAAACAUUUAGGCAGUAAGACACACAAAUGUAUUAACAAAACAGCUAAAUUAUUUCCAAAACAUAUGUGAAAGAACAGAAAUAAAAAUAAAGAUGCAAUAUAUUUUGGCCGAGCGGUAUUGCCGUAGUAUGAGGACAUCAUCGACAGGCGCAGGACCUCGGGCACAUGCGGAAAGUACAGCGCCAGAAAACUAGCAUCAACAUUGCAUUCUCUGGGUGGAAUUAACCGAAGGACCAUCAAAGUGUGAGGAGUCACGCUGAGGUUGCAUGUUGCUGCUCCACAGGUAACAUUUACCGUAAAGUUUUUUUUAAACUAGCCGUCACAGCGAUGUGGUGUAAAACUACCCUCAAAUGUAUGUACUGCCCCCUGUCGUCAGGAAACUACACACUGCCACUUCAAAGUAACCGUAAGUAUUAGUACCUCCAAUACAUAAAUACCUACUCACGCAUACUUUUACUUUUAAGGGCAAACAGUUUACAUGCUUUUUUUCUAGUGAGAAGAAUUAAUCAGAUUUUACAGUGCACUAUCUAAUUCGAACAAAAGAAAUGGUCUGAUGAAAAAGUGAAAUGUUUUAGUAUUAGGAUGUAAUUUUUUUACAUGCAUUUGUGGCUAAAGAUUAAACACACUACAGAUUUAUACCUUGAAGUUAUUCUACUCUCUGAAAAGUUUAGAUUUUAUUGUAUACGUGAUUUUUCUUCUAUAUUUGUGUUUUAUCCUGUGAUGAAAUUUAGCUUUCCAAGAGGGGUUUUGAAUGGUUUCCCACAAUUUUUUGAACGUGCAAAUGUAGAAGAGUUACUUAGUGUUUGUACUAUAGUAUCUGUUAUGUGCUUAAACUAACUUUCAGGUUGUGAAAUUAAACAAGGUGGUCAGUUUAAAA